Haliotis rufescens (red abalone) is the source of this 2488-nucleotide messenger RNA. RefSeq lists its product as uncharacterized. Gene Ontology annotation, cellular component: plasma membrane. The record is from RefSeq and is a predicted model, not a curated record. Gene Ontology annotation, biological process: proton transmembrane transport. Lineage: Eukaryota; Metazoa; Mollusca; Gastropoda; Lepetellida; Haliotidae. Bases 268 to 1617 code for a protein of 449 amino acids. Gene Ontology annotation, molecular function: voltage-gated proton channel activity. The transcript has 11 exons.
ACUCGUCUUGACAAUGCGAUACGGGGUUUGACAGGUAGGCAGAUGGCUGGCAGUCAUUGAGUUUUGUCGUCUGCUGCAUUUGAAUCGGGAGGCAGACAGGACGGGACACAGCUCAUAUCGGGAUUAAUUUGGAAGGGAAACUGCGUUUAGGAUACAAUAUGAACUUGUAAACUGUAUACCUGUUUUGGAGGUGCUGAGGACUACUUGCCUCAUGUCACCCUGCCAACUUAUGAUCCUGUGACAUGAACCUCGGAGUUUCAACAAGCGAUGGCAGAUAAACAGAGUAUUCGUGAUGUUCCCCUAGGGUACUUACUGGAUAUCAUGCUUGGAAUGUAUAAGGGUGGAUGCAUGGCUCGGCUCCGGGAGGGAUUGUACAGCGUCCAUAUUGAGAGCUGCGUCAUCACUCUGACACUUGUCUCCGUCCUUGCUAUUUCAGGGGAACUGCUCAUUAACCUCCACAUUGUACAAGUCCCCCAGAAUACUGGCGAUGGUGGUAAUGGGGACGGAAUCAACGGAGGAGUCACACACAACACGUCUCGGAUUGACGUCAGCGACCCCAGCACCAGCACCGUAGGGAAUCCCAUAGACCCAGGGGGUGGCGUGUCGGUCGACCCUAUGCACACAGCACAUCUAGUCUUUCACUACAUUAGUCUUGUCAUAGCUGCCGUGUUCCUUGUAGAGAUGAUGUUAAAAAUCCUUGCCAAGGGGAAGUCAUUCUUCCUGAAGAUCUUCCAGGUAGCAGAUGCUCUCAUUGUACUCGGGACGUUUGCCCUGGAGGUCGUGUUCACAGUGGAGCAGGAAGAGUUGCCUCUCCUUGAGGCUGCUACUUUCAUCGUUAUACUUAGGUUAUGGCGGGUACCAUCUACGUGCAAUAUCCGCGCCAGGGAGUGCAGGAGGGAGAUGCGUCGGGAGCUGGAGGUGUGGCAGAACGCCAAGCACAAGCUGGAGGAGAGGUGUAAAGACAUGCAGAGCAAGAUGGACAAACAGGAGGACCGAAUACGUGACAUGGAGAAGCAGCUGGAGAAGAACACCAGUCUGGAGGGGGUGGAGUCAGGCCGGGGCACAGAGCAGCAACAACACGAUCUUGUGGGCAAUGGCUAUGUCCCUUACGACAUGUUUACACAGGUAAACGAAGAAAAUUCCAACCAUCUGAGGACGGCUAACAGUGAACUAGGUGUAGAAGUCAAUAAUCACCCUUGUGUCGACAGUGUCGACGGGGAAGUGCUACACGAAUCACACAAUGGCACUGAUACAAACCACGAACAUUUAAAUGUGAAUGAUGAUGCAAUGGACACAAAUUGUACGCAAGCGGGACACUCGCAGGCUCGAGGUCCGUUCUCGCGCACGGAUAGCGAGAGUUCGUUGUCAUGUGAUCACGUGGAACAGGAAGUAGUUGUUCAAAUCGAAGGUCCUCCGUCUCCUAAACAGCAUGUUUCAACAACUGACGACACAGCCGGCCUGUUAGAUGUUAGUCCCGGGAGAGGUUCUGAAGAGUUCUCCUACAGUAACGCGAUGUUUGAAGACGAGAUCGGCCAUCAAGACUUGCCCGUUCUGCACGAGAUAGAUGGAGUGAAGACCUAUCGGAGUGCUGACGGGAUUCCAAUGACGUCAUUGUAACCAAGGAAAUCCUGUACCUACGCCCCAUGAAGUCUAAUCAGAUAUUUAUAUACAUAUAUUUAUUUAUCUACAAUUAUGUGUUCAGUGAGUGCCUGCUAGUGUGUUCAAAUGUGCCAUUAUGUAAAUACAUCAUGAUAUAGUGUACGUCAUAUGAGAUUUAUACCAAUUUGUAUAUUUAUUCAGUGUAUAGAAUAUCUUUCGUGUUGGAAUGACAUUUAUUAUACACGUGUACUUAGACUGCUUAGAUUUUAUACUGAAACGGCAUCCUUGAAGCAGAGUUGUCAGAAUGAAUGUAUGAGUGAUGUGGAUACCAACGUGGCUAGUUCUGUUCGUGACGUCCAUUACCUGAAGUUGUUUAUGCGGCAGGUACAGCUGCCACUGUAACAAUACUCACCUGUUCCAGGCUAAGGGGGACAAAUAUACCUGGUUGUUCACAGAUUGCAGUUUAUCAAUACAGCGAUCUCACACAAGAACGUUCUGUUGUAGUGACACUAAUACAUGCUACUGUCUCAUUCAUUAGCAUUAGUUAUAAAUACAUAAAACUAGUAUUAUCAUUUUAAAACUUUUACAUUUCUUGUCCAUGUGAAAGAAGUAUCAUGGGCUCUUUUCUAUUAUAACCGAAGCAACAUCUAUUACCUUUCUCGCGUCACAGCUCUUGAAUGUGUAACAUGUACAGGCCCAAUUACAAACCAUUCCUAUUUUCCUGUGCAACCAGGAUACUGAAAACGUGAAGCAAAAAUGCACGCGUAUGCAUGUCUUGAAAAUAAAUAACACACUGGCAUACAUAUGUAUAUCCUGUGCACGUGUGCGUCAAUGAAAUGAAUGAAUGUGUGCUUGUGCUACAUAGGCCUCGAAUAAACAAAAGAAUCUA